Puntigrus tetrazona (Sumatra barb) is the source of this 831-nucleotide messenger RNA. RefSeq names its product protein FAM13A-like. The transcript is spliced from 7 exons. The record is from RefSeq and is a predicted model, not a curated record. Lineage: Eukaryota; Metazoa; Chordata; Actinopteri; Cypriniformes; Cyprinidae. Gene Ontology annotation, biological process: signal transduction. Bases 10 to 768 code for a protein of 252 amino acids.
GAUCCAUUCAUGGAAAUGGGAGCGAUCGGUGCUUUAUCACUGUGUGUGGAAACACCUAGAGCCGUGUUUGGUGUGCCCCUCAUUAGUCUGAGGAAGAGUGGACAGAUGAGGCAGGGUCUUCCUCUGGCGCUCACACACAUGGUGGAGUUUGUGGAGAAGCACGGUCUCAGCAAGAUCGGCCUGUUCAUAGUCGGCGGAUCAGUACAACGCUGCAGGGACCUAAAGAAAGGUUUCGAUGAUGGAGGCUUUCCAGAGCGUGACAGUAGGGAUGUAGAUACUUGGGCCUCCUUACUGAAACAUUUCCUCAAGGAAAUACCUGGUGGACUUAUCCCGGAGCCACACAAGACACAACUGCUGCAGGUGUUCAGGGAUUCAAAAAAAGAAGAGCUGAAUCAGGCUUUGAGGACUGUGCUGAAGACUCUUCCAGAGGAACAUUUCAAUGUCCUCUGUUAUCUAAUGUACUUCCUGUCCCGUGUUGCCGCUGAGAGUCAUUUCAAUCGAAUGACAUCUACAAAGCUGGCAAGCGUUUUUGGAUCCAACAUCUUUCACGUUCCUUUCAGCCCCACCAUGUUUAAGGAACAGGGGCAGUGUAAUGCUUUGAUUAAGCACCUGCUGGACAAUCUGAUCCACCUGCUGCCAGACAUGUAUCUUCAUGCAUCCGCCAGCAACACAGCAAUUAAAGGUUACCAAAACUGGACGACUUGGGCGAAUGAGAAAACGAUUCAGAGGUUUUUGGAGGAAUUUGUGCUCAUGCACUCACAGCAGUGACAUAGAGCAUGAAAAAGCCUCUGGAGACCAGAUAUAGAAGAGUAAAGAAACAUGAGGGAUGGC